Papilio xuthus (Asian swallowtail) is the source of this 1675-nucleotide messenger RNA. Its product is annotated as Synaptosomal-associated protein 24kDa. Gene Ontology annotation, biological process: exocytosis; synaptic vesicle fusion to presynaptic active zone membrane; synaptic vesicle priming. Bases 337 to 969 code for a protein of 210 amino acids. The transcript has 8 exons. Lineage: Eukaryota; Metazoa; Arthropoda; Insecta; Lepidoptera; Papilionidae. Gene Ontology annotation, cellular component: plasma membrane; SNARE complex. The record is from RefSeq and is a predicted model, not a curated record. Gene Ontology annotation, molecular function: SNAP receptor activity; syntaxin binding.
AAAACAAGUUCUAAAUUAAAUUUCUGCUAAACUUCUGUAACUUAAACUGUGCGAAGUAAAUACUUUUAAUUGAUUUUUUAAGUCGCACCAUUAAUUGAUUUUCAAAGUGUAACUGAAAUUCAAAACGCGCAUGUCAACGAAAACAGUUACCAAUGCGCAUAGUCAAAACAUUGCGCAUUUCGAGAGCUAACCUCAUAGAGUCGAUCGAACGACUGCUUGUAGGCGUGAAAGUCUUUCAUUACUUUCAUACUUGUUCUGUAUUUUGGUGCCUAGUGGGUGUGCUAACGAGUGACUUCGGCUGCUUUGUUUUAGCUAGGUGCUAGACACAAAUUCAAGAUGCCUUCAGCCGCACCCCCAGAAAAUGGCGUGCCACGCAGCGAGCUCGAGCAGCUGCAGAUGCGAGCCGGUCAGGUCACAGAUGAGUCGUUGGAGUCGACACGCCGCAUGAUGCAACUAUGUGAGGAGAGCAAGGAGGCCGGCAUUCGAACUCUGGUCGCUCUAGACGACCAGGGAGAGCAAUUGGAUAGGAUCGAGGAGGGCAUGGACCAGAUCAACGCCGAUAUGCGCGAGGCCGAGAAGAAUCUUUCGGGGAUGGAGAAGUGCUGCGGCAUCUGUGUUCUGCCAUGCAAUAAGGGUGCCUCGUUCAAGGAGGACGAUGGCACCUGGAAAGGCAACGACGACGGCAAGGUAGUCAACAACCAACCCCAGCGCGUGAUGGACGAGAGGAACGGCAUCGGCCCGCAGGCUGGUUAUAUAGGCAGAAUAACGAAUGACGCGCGCGAAGACGAGAUGGAAGAGAACAUGGGUCAGGUGAACACUAUGAUCGGAAAUCUGCGCAAUAUGGCGCUUGACAUGGGCUCCGAACUAGAGAACCAGAAUCGCCAGAUCGACCGCAUCAAUCGCAAGGGUGAAUCAAACGAUGAAAGAAUAAGGGUGGCAAACCAGCGCGCGCACGAGCUCCUCAAGUAGACAUCGCAACACAUACACAGAAACAUACACACCAACUAUCUCGUGGUCUUUAAAACCGCCGAUUGCAGAGGUUACAUCUUAAUCUUAAGGAAUUCACAUUUUUUUUUAAUUACUUAAACAUAAAAGCACUUUUUAAGGUUACUUUCUAAGUAUAACCAGUAAAUGACAUUGACAUUUAAUACAGAUUAUAAAUAUUCUACUAACAUUUAACUGUCAGAACUAGCUCGGCCUUAGUCGUUGCCUAACGCUUUCAUAUCGGAAUGGUAUGUUACAAUAUCCUCUCCAAAAGCUUUGCUCAUGCUUUAAAUGCAUGCACUAUGUAAAUAACUAGGCAGGGAAUGUAUAACGUAUUAAUAUCAUAACAAUGUUCUUACACGAGAAAUGUCAUAUCGUAACACAUUUAACCACUUCACACUUCAUUAUCUGUGGAACUAAACUGAUACUAACAAUCCUUGAAUAUUAUUAAAACUCUACAAAAUGUUUUUCAAACAACAAAAAAGUAAGAUCUAUCCAAGCCAAAGCUUAAAACAUAAAAAAAUUAUUUAAAAGUGAAUUUAUUUACAAAUAUCUCGUAAAUUUUUUAAUAAUUAUUUUCCAAAGGAUUUUUUUUUAUAUUAAUGUGGCUUGAAUAGAUUUUUAUAAGUUUGUAUAGAGUAUUACAAAUACAUGAUAGAAUGGAAUAGAAAAAGAAAGAACGAAUUCUGUA